Molecule: messenger RNA, 1122 nt
Organism: Peronospora farinosa
Lineage: Eukaryota; Oomycota; Peronosporomycetes; Peronosporales; Peronosporaceae
Source: the annotation of a GenBank genome assembly
AUGGAGCACUUGCUACUAGACCAGUCAGACGUUGAGAAUCGAGAGAAUUCUGGUUCUCUACGAAGUGUAAAACUCAGUAACACAAUCAUCAUGGAACAGCAAAAUAUGUCUACGAAGUGUAGCGAUUUGAAUGAGGUUGAUCAUGGUCAGGCCAAGCCAGUGGAAGAGGAUCGACGAGCUCGGCAUCGAGCAGUGCAGCGUCGCUAUAUCAAGCGCAGGAAGGCCGAGGUGAAGCGCAUCAAAGAGCUGGUACAAACAUUAGAGAACAGAUAUUGUUGUCUUGAAAUUGCAGCAGAAGAGAGGGAUCUCAAGCUCGAGAACGGCGAGUUGCGAGCUCGCAUUGACGCUGUAGCGGCUUCUGUGCCCAGAGUGCCUCAUGUUGAUUUGAUCCAGCUAUUGAUGCAGAAUCAAUUGGAGCUUGUGAAGGAAUUUUAUGAACCACUCACUUCCCAAGAACUAGUGAGUAUCCAGCAAAAGACACAAGUGGAAUACGAGAUGUCACGGCGAGAUAACAAGUGUCAGACUUCGGGUGCCUCGAUCAUGGGAUGGACCGAUUUCCGAAAAAUGGACGAAUCAUCCGUCAAAUUCAUGUUGUCCAAGGAAUUCCCAAAUGUGCAAGCAUUACAUCUGAUGAGCGUUACGUGGGACACGUUGUCUUUGCCUGCGACCUACGCGACAUUCUUCAGUCCUGCAUUCCCGAUCAAGACUCAAGUCCUACAGACAUUUGGCCGCGACGCAGUCGUGAUUCAUCGUGUGUUAUUCAAUCCGCAUACUCAGAGCUCGUCCAAUUCCUUAGAACUGCUAUGGCGUGUCCGACUUGGCGAAGAAUACGUCAUUUUCGACUCGGCGCUCCAGCAUAAUGCAGUUCAGCAAUGCCUUGGUGCGUCCUACAAAUGGACGCAGAUGACAACCUCAUUAGGUUUUGCUCCAUUGGAUGUCAAUCGAGUCAAUGGCUGCGUCCUGCGGCAUGGUGGUUGGAUUCGUGCUUCGGUCCAAAACGUCGACUUCUGGUUCAAGGAAAUGUUUUUCAUGGCGCUGCGAUUUGAGAGCACAAUGGUGGCGUCAGUGUUUCCGCUUUCAUACGAAGAUUCAUCCAAAUCUCUUUCAAUACUCAAGGCAUAA